AUGGAUUCCAAUGGAGACAAUCAAUCAACAAUUGGCGUUAUUUUGAACCAGUUUGUCUUUGCUGCUUCUAUUACAAAAAAGUCGUCCAACUCCUCGUUUCUCAAAAAGAAAAGUGAUGGUAGUUUUCGAGCUAAUGCCAUGGAGACUCAAGAGAUCCAAGAAGCAUUCGAACUUUUUGACGUCGAUAAAACUGGCUACAUAGACACGAAGGAUUUGAAAGUGGCCAUGCGCGCUCUGGGUUAUGAGCCAAAGAAGGAAGAGAUUAAAAGACUAGUGGCUGAAUAUGAUCCUGAGGGGAAAGGUGUUCUUUCUUUUUCUGACUUCCUUAGAAUGAUGUCUUUAAAAAUGCAAGACAAAGAUGCUCGCGAAGAAGUAUUAAAAGCAUUUAAACUGUUUGACGAUGACGAAACUGGUGCGAUUUCGUUCAAAAAUCUGAAACGUGUUGCUAAGGAACUGGGCGAAAAUCUUACUGAUGAGGAACUACAGGAGAUGAUCGACGAGGCAGAUCGUGACGGUGAUGGCGAAGUGAAUGAGGCUGAGUUCCUUCGCAUCAUGAAAAAGACAAACAUGUACUAA
This is a messenger RNA of Echinococcus granulosus, 576 nucleotides long. Its product is annotated as Centrin-2. Gene Ontology annotation, cellular component: centriole; centrosome. Gene Ontology annotation, molecular function: calcium ion binding. The record is from RefSeq and is a predicted model, not a curated record. NCBI's taxonomy places the organism in Eukaryota, Metazoa, Platyhelminthes, Cestoda, Cyclophyllidea, Taeniidae. Bases 1 to 576 code for a protein of 191 amino acids. Gene Ontology annotation, biological process: centriole replication; mitotic cell cycle. The transcript has 3 exons.